Molecule: messenger RNA, 465 nt
Organism: Monosiga brevicollis MX1
Lineage: Eukaryota; Choanoflagellata; Craspedida; Salpingoecidae
Exons: 1
Coding region: 1-465 (154 amino acids)
Cellular component (GO): cytoplasm; nucleus
Molecular function (GO): protein binding
Source: RefSeq, a predicted model, not a curated record
AUGGCCAUCAACGCCCAUCAAGUCGACAUCAAGACGAUCCGUUUUUUGUUGAAGAAGGGCGUUGAUGUUAACGCUCGUACGCCAUGUGGCUGGACUGCCCUCGCACAUGCCGUCAUUCGUGGUUUCGUGGACAUCACUGAAUAUCUUUUGGAUAAUGGUGCUGACAUGAACGCAACGGACUCGUGUGGAAUGACUCCAUUCGCGCAUGCUGUCAUAGCAGCUAAAAUGCCCAUGGUAGAGCUGUUUUGGCGCCGCGGAAUGGAUGUCAACUGGGUUGGAUCAGAUGGAAAGUCACUAGUGGCUAUGGCGGCUUCCAGAUACCAUUACUAUACCACGCUUUUUCUGUUGGAGCAUGGCGCGCGUGACUAUACCGAAGAUGUUUUAUUGGACACGGCAAAGGCGCACAUCAGUAAACAACGCCAAAUCUUGACCGAGUACAUCCUCACGCGCGUUCGUACUUUCUAA